Molecule: messenger RNA, 6512 nt
Organism: Vitis vinifera (wine grape)
Lineage: Eukaryota; Viridiplantae; Streptophyta; Magnoliopsida; Vitales; Vitaceae
Exons: 48
Coding region: 198-6233 (2011 amino acids)
Biological process (GO): protein phosphorylation
Molecular function (GO): protein kinase activity; ATP binding; protein binding
Source: RefSeq, a predicted model, not a curated record
GUCUAAGCUGUAAGCUGUCAGCUGACCGGAAUGAAAAUUACUUUAAGUAAGAAAUGGGCUACUGCCUACUCCUCUCUACUUUAUGCUUCUCUGCUUCACCAUUUCCGCAAUUUUCACAACUCUCUAGUCUCUCCCUACCGACCUCACCAGCCGGAUCAGCUUAACCGGCUCCUUCACGUUCCAAGGAUUUUCAACUUAUGAUUCCGUUCCGCUUUUUUGUUUUCUUCAUUCUUUCUCUCACUUUUUGCUGUGGAUUUGUCCACCCCAAGGUGCCCCAAGCCGAAGUGGAUGCUCUUCAACGAAUAAUCAGAACAAUGGGAGCUACAUAUUGGAAGUUUAAUGGGGAUUCUUGCCAAAUUGAAAUGGUUGGGUUAACACCACAACCACCAAGGGGAUCUGAGCAAAGCAUUGUUUGUGAAAAUUUCUCUGAGAAGAACCGCACUCUCCUUCAUGUCAUACGCAUUGUUCUAAAGGGGUAUAGUCUUCCUGGCAUGCUUCCACCUGAACUGGUCGAGCUUCAAUACCUCCGAGAGAUAGAUUUUGCUUACAAUUACCUUGGUGGUACGAUACCACAUGAAUGGGCUUCAACACAAUUGAAUUCAAUCUCUCUACUUGCUAACCGCUUAUCAGGGGAAAUUCCAAAGGAAUUGGGAAAUAUCGCCAGUCUCACAUACUUGAACCUUGAAGCAAACAAAUUUUCUGGCGUUCUUCCUCCUGAGCUUGGGGAUUUAAUUAAUUUGAAAACUCUGAUGCUAUCUUCUAAUCAGUUCUUUGGAAAUUUGCCAACUACACUAGCUGGACUUAUAAACAUAACAGAUUUUAGGAUAAAUGAUAACAACUUCAGUGGACCAAUACCAGAUUAUAUACAAAACUGGAAACAACUUACAAGAAUAGAAAUGCAAGCAAGCGGACUGGAGGGACCUAUUCCAUUAAGCAUUUCUCUUUUGGAUAAGUUAACUGAGUUGAGGAUUAGUGAUAUGACUGGGAAAAGUCAAGGUUUUCCUUUGCUGAACAACAUGACUGGCAUAAUAAACUUGGUUUUGAGGAAUUGCAACAUUUCUGGAGAAAUCCCUGCAUACAUCUGGAAAAUGAAGGAGUUGGAAAUGUUGGAUGUCAGUUUCAACAAGCUAGUAGGUGAAGUUCCAAGUGACUUAAGUUUAGCCAAGGCACUGAACUAUAUCUACUUAAGCGGCAACUUGCUAAGUGGAAAUAUACCGGACUUAUUCUUGAAGAAAGGAAGUAGUAUUGAUCUAUCUUACAAUAACUUUUCAUGGCAAGGCCCUGAGCAACCUGCUUGUCAAGAGAACAUGAAUUUGAAUGUUAACUUGUAUCGGAGCUCUUCAAUGGAGAACAACCUAAGGGCUGUUCUUCCAUGCUCAAAGAAUGACAAUUGUCCACAAUAUGCAUGUUCUUUCCACGUUAAUUGUGGUGGAGAUGAUUUAACCAUCAAAGAAAGUAAAAGAAAAGUUUUCUAUGAAGGAGAUGCAGAAGUUGAAGGUGGUACUGCAAAAUAUUUUAGAAGUAAAAACAGUUACUGGGGAUUGAGCAGCACCGGGGACUUCAUGGAUGAUAACAAUGACCAAAACAUGCGUUAUAUUGAAACUCUCUCAUCAGGGAACAUAUCUGGAGUGUAUACUACAGCUCGCCUUUCCCCUCUUUCACUCACUUAUUUUGGCUAUUGCUUAGAAAAUGGGGAUUAUACUUUACAGCUGCAUUUUGCUGAGAUAUAUUUCACAAAUGACAAAACAUAUGAUAGUCUUGGGAAACGCUUGUUUGACAUUUAUAUUCAGGAGCAAUUGGUGCAUAAGGAUUUUAAUAUUGAAGAUGAGGCUCGUGGAGCACGAAAGCCAGUUAUGAAACAAUUUAACACAAGUGUAACAAAUAAUGUCUUAGAGAUCCGAUUUUAUUGGGCUGGCAAAGGAACAACACGAAUCCCUAGCAGAGGAGUUUAUGGCCCUCUCAUAUCAGCUAUUUCUGUGCAUCCAAAUUUUAAAUCUUGUUCAAGUAGUGGAAAAAAGGGAAUGACUGCUUAUAUCAUUGGUGGAGUGGUAGGAUUAUGCAUUAUUCUAUUAAUAUUGGGUUUCCUUCAGUGGAAAGGUUGUUUGAGAGGCAGAAAGAGGGAAGAAAAAGAUCCCGAAGGUCUAGAUUUGCAAACAAGUUCCUUUACCUUGAAGCAAAUAAAAAAUGCCACCAACAACUUUGAUUCUGCAAACAAGAUUGGAGAAGGUGGUUUUGGUCCGGUUUUUAAGGGUCUGUUAUCUGAUGGUACCACAGUUGCAGUGAAACAGCUUUCAUCUGGAUCAAGGCAAGGUAAUCGUGAAUUUUUGAAUGAGAUAGGCAUGAUUUCUUGUUUGCAACACCCAAAUCUGGUGGAACUUCAUGGGUGUUGUGUUGAAGGAGAUCAAUUGUUGCUGGUAUAUGAGUACAUGGAAAACAAUAGCCUAGCCCGUGCUUUGUUUGGUCCAGAAAAUAGUCAGCUGAUACUGGAUUGGCCAACUAGGCUUAAAAUCUGUAUUGGGAUUGCUAAAGGAUUGGCUUUUCUCCAUGAAGAAUCGAGACUCAAGAUUGUACAUAGAGAUAUUAAAGCUACUAAUGUGCUUCUUGAUAGAGACCUAAACCCUAAAAUAUCCGACUUUGGAUUGGCUAGGCUCGAUGAUGGAGGGAAGAGCCACAUUAGCACCAGGAUUGCUGGAACGAUAGGAUAUAUGGCACCAGAGUAUGCACUAAGGGGUUAUCUGACGUACAAGGCUGAUGUUUACAGUUUUGGUAUUGUGGUUCUGGAAAUUGUCAGUGGAAAAAACAACGAUUAUAUGCCAAGUAACAGUUGCUUUUGUCUUUUAGAUUGGGCCUGUCAUUUGCAACAAAGUGGAAAGCUUCUGGAGCUUGUUGAUGAGGCGUUGGGGUCUGAAGUCCGUGAAGAAGAAGCAGAAAUGAUGGUGAAAAUGGCUAUCUUGUGCACAAAUGCAUCCCCAUCACUUAGGCCUACUAUGUCUGAAGUGGUGAGCAUGCUUGAAGGAAGGAAGCCUACUCCUGAUAUAAUCCUGGAACCAAAUUCCCACAAUGAGGAUGUGAGGUUUAAAGCCAUAAGAGACUUUCGUCAGGAGAAGCGAAACCAGAGUUUGACUGGAAUCCAAACCCAGAAUUCAACAGCUCCUACAGAGCUUUACUAUUCCUCUGCAUCUGGCGUUGAUUUCUGUGAAAUCAACCCUGCUUCAAAAUCCUGUUAUCAAGCAAAUUCAAGGAGAGAGAUGGCCACAGUUGUUCAUAUUCCCCUGCUCAUCUUGCUUCUACAUACAUGCUUUGGCUCAACAAGUGUUGAAGCACUAGCUGGACAUCUUCCUGAUGAAGAAAAGGGAGUUCUGGAAGAAAUAGCUGAACAAUUGGGCAAGAAGGAUUGGAAAUUUGAACUAAACCCUUGUGAUGGGAACUCCAACUGGAACACACUAGGCUCGAGAUCAAAUCCAUUCUAUAACAAUACAAUCACCUGCAAUUGCUCCUUCCCUAAUGGUGAAUGCCAUGUUGAUAGCAUAUCUCUCAAAGGGCAGGAUCUUGCUGGUGUGCUUCCACCUGCCCUAGCGAAACUAUCCUACCUCAAAAAAAUUGAUUUGGCUAGGAACUAUCUCAGUGGUAACAUACCCCCUGAAUGGGAAACUACAAAGUUAGAAACUCUGUCCAUUUCUAUGAACCGAUUAUCAGGACGAAUCCCAAACUUCUUGGGGAAUAUUACCACCCUUAAAAAUUUGGGUCUUGAGGGCAACCUGUUUUCUGGAACUGUUCCCCCUGAGCUUGGCAAACUGGUCGACUUGCAGAAGCUCAUUCUUAAUUCUAACAAUCUCACUGGACCAUUGCCUCAAGCGCUUGCUCACCUAACUAAUUUGAAAGAGCUUAGGAUUAGCAGCAACAAUUUCACUGGAAAAAUACCCAGUUUCAUUCAAAGUUGGAAGCAACUUCAGCAAUUAGAGAUCCAAGCUAGUGGUUUGGAAGGGCCCAUACCUUCUAAUAUUUCAGUCUUGAGUAAUUUAACUGAACUAAGAAUUAGUGACUUAAAUGGAGAGGGUUCCACUUUUCCACCCCUAAGAAGCAUGAAAAGAAUGUACAAGUUGAUGUUGAGGGGCUGUAAUAUCUCAGGACCGAUCCCCCCAGAUAUAGCAGAGAUGACAGAAUUGAGAUUUUUAGAUCUCAGCUUCAACAAGUUGAACGGAGAGAUUCCAAAUCUUGAUGGCCUAACAAACGUGGAGGUCAUGUGUCUGAUAGGCAACCAGCUUAAUGGAAAUAUUCCAGAUGGAAUCAAGGGAAGGCAGAGCCGCACUGAAAUAGAUCUUUCUUAUAAUAACUUCUCUGAGCAAUCUGCACCACCCUCUUGUCGAGAUAGCUUGAACUUGUUCAGAAGCUUUUCUGAGGAGGGGAACUUAGAACUUGGUGGGUGCUUGAAAAACUAUCCUUGUCAAAAAGAUCGUUAUUCAUUGCAUAUAAAUUGUGGUGGAGAGAAAUCUACGGUUGGAAAUGUUGUUUAUGAAGGGGAUCAAUAUGAAGGAGGUUCAGCAAAAUUUCAUCCUAUGACUGAUUAUUGGGGAUUUAGUAGCACUGGACACUUCUGGGAUCAUAACAGAACCAUAAAUGAUUACAUAGCACAAAAUGUAUCCGUACUUGGAAUGAACCACUCUGAGUUGUACACCAGAGCACGACUUUCUCCUCUGUCUUUUACUUACUAUGGGCGCUGCUUAGCGGAUGGGAACUAUACAGUAAAAAUUCACUUUGCAGAGAUAAUUAUCAGAGGCAAUAAAUCCUUUCAUAGCCUUGGCAGACGGAUUUUUAAUGUUUAUAUUCAGGGAAAGUUGGAAUUGGAGGAUUUUAAUAUUGUACAAGCAGCACAAGGGGUUGAUAAGGUAGUUGUAAAAGAAUUUAAAGCAGUUGUGAAGAAUAAAACUUUAGAGAUCCGCUUUCAUUGGGCUGGCAAGGGAACAACAGCUAUACCAAGCAGAGGAACUUAUGGUCCUCUCAUAUCAGCUAUUUCUGUGGAAUCUGAUUUCAAGCCUCCUUCUAAUGGCAAAAAGAAGAUACUCAUUGCAGUUCUAGUUUCAGUAUUGGUUUUCAUUUUCACAAUUUUGGGCCUUAUUUGCUGGAAAUGCUACUUUGGACAGAGAACAUCAAGAGAACAAGAGUUGAGAGGAUUAGAUCUGCAAACUGGUUUAUUUACCUUGAGACAAAUUAAAGCUGCUACAAACAGCUUUGAUGCUGCAAAUAAGAUUGGGGAAGGAGGUUUUGGAUCUGUCUACAAGGGUACAUUAUUAGAUGGAACCAUAAUUGCAGUGAAGCAACUUUCCACCAAGUCAAAGCAAGGAAGUCGUGAAUUUGUGAAUGAAAUUGGAAUGAUUUCUGCUUUACAACACCCAAAUCUUGUAAGAUUAUAUGGAUGUUGUGUUGAAGGAAAUCAACUGAUAUUGGUAUAUGAAUACAUGGAGAACAAUAGUCUCGCUCGGGCUUUAUUUGGUAAAGUGGAAUACCGAUUAAAUUUGGACUGGUCCACGAGGCAGAGGAUUUGUGUUGGCAUAGCAAGAGGUUUGGCUUUCCUGCAUGAAGGAUCAACACUGAAAAUUGUUCAUAGAGACAUAAAAGCAAAUAAUAUACUACUUGAUACGAAUCUUAACCCUAAGAUCUCUGAUUUUGGUCUGGCGAAACUUGAUGAAGAAGAUAACACCCAUAUUAGCACCAGAGUUGCUGGAACCAUAGGAUACAUGGCACCAGAGUAUGCAUUAUGGGGUUAUUUAACCUAUAAAGCCGACGUAUACAGUUUUGGGGUUGUUGCUUUGGAACUUGUUGCAGGGAAGAACAACAUGAAAUAUAGACCAAAUGAGGAUUACUUUUGUCUUCUAGAUUGGGCUUUUGUUUUACAACAGAAAGGAAAUUUAAUGGAGCUAGUGGAUCCAAACUUGGGGACUGAGUUCAAAAAGGAAGAGGCCAUAAGGAUGAUUAAAGUUGCCCUAUUAUGCACCAAUGCAUCUCCCGCACUUAGACCUACCAUGUCUGCAGUGGUGAGCAUGCUCAAAGGUCAAACUGUCGUUCAGGAAUACCCUCUGAAUCCUAGUAUUUAUGGUGAUGAAUUUGGGUUUGAAGCCCUCAGAGGCCAGCAUGAUCAGACACAAUUACAGAGCUCAAGUGAAAUUGAGCCCCUCAAUCAUUCAUCACGUACAGCACGGAGUGGAUCUUCCUUUACAUCUUCCCAAGAUCCAUAAAAUGUCUCUACCUUGCCUUGUAUUAAUUCAGUCAUGGUGAGAAUUUUUCUUUGGUAGCUAGUAUUUUGUCAGUGCUCUACUUAUUGUUGGAAGUUGUUACUUCAUUUUGAGGCAAAAGUGAUCCAUUUUAAUUCCAAAUACAAAGAAAAAGUACUUUCAAAUUGCUUAUCAAACAGUAUAUCAUUCAGCCUUCUUGUUAUGCAUUCCAAACCAUAGAUGUCACAUGUUGGUUAACUCCAUUUGUAAAUAAGAAGUAUUAAUAAAGAUCUACAUUCAUUA